Sorghum bicolor (sorghum) is the source of this 548-nucleotide messenger RNA. RefSeq lists its product as uncharacterized. Lineage: Eukaryota; Viridiplantae; Streptophyta; Magnoliopsida; Poales; Poaceae. The record is from RefSeq and is a predicted model, not a curated record. The transcript has a single exon. Bases 37 to 372 code for a protein of 111 amino acids.
CAUUCACAAAUCACGAACCCAUAACAGCUAGCGACGAUGGCCGCUGUCCGUCGUCGUCGUCCUGCCUGCAGCUCCCUGCUCUUCAUCGCCAUGGCCAUACUCGCCGUGGCACAGGCCGGCGCCGGAGGAGAGCCCGACCCGGACCCCGAGCGCGGCGGCGUCGGGGACGGGGGGAACCCCGCGGACUGCCCGGUGGAGUGCGCGACGAAGCUGACCAGCUACAUCAUGGAGACCGUGAAGUGCUUCUUCGCGUGCGCGGGAGGAGGAGGCGGCGGCGGCGGCGGGGAGCUGAGUGCCGCUCAGGAGAAGCACGCGGCGGCGGCCGUCAUGCGUGGGAUGUGUCGUCGUCAGCAAGGGCUGCUGGGGACGUGAGCCCGUACGUGACUCGUACGCUCGUCACCGUCACGGAGCACCAAGAGUAUACAUGCAUAUAUAUAGUACGCGUAUAUAGAAAUAUACAACAAUGGAACUCGAUGUAUCCAACUUAUUACUUCCAAGUGUAUGAACUAAUGUACUAUAACUACAGUACACGUCGUACAUGUGGCUAC